AUCUAUCAUACUUGUCACCAUCCAUAAUUCUCAUAGCUCGGUGAGGAGGAAGAUGGGUGUCGUAGUCGCCAUGGCCAGGCAUCUUGAUGCAUUGAUCGGCCCUGUGGUGAUGCUGCUUUAUCCUCUAUACGCAUCGAUGCGGGCGAUCGAGAGCCCUUCGCCUGUUGAUGACCAGCAGUGGCUGACCUAUUGGGUGCUCUACUCGCUCAUCACCCUCUUCGAGCUCUCCUGCUGGACAAUGCUACAGUGGUUUCCUCUGUGGCCGUACAUGAAGCUGGUGUUCUGCGUCUGGUUGGUGCUUCCCAUCUUCAACGGAGCCGCCUACAUCUACGAGAACCACGUCCGGAGGUACGUCAACCUCGGCGGCACCGUCAGCUCCAGCUACUCGGAUCGGCAGCGGCGCGUGAUGCAGACGCUCAGCCUCGACGCCAGGAAAUCCGUCGAACGGUUCGUCGACGUUUAUGGACAGGAAGCCUUCGAGAGGGUCGUCAAGGCAGCGGAAAGAGAAGCGAGGGGUCAGCCAGCGAAAGUGAUGCCAAGAGCUUCUUCUGUCAGUGUGGAUGCGUAGUUGAAGUGAGAAGAGGAUGAAUAAACAUUCUAAAAGGACAGUGUGUGCCAAUGCAAGUCCCUCUCUUCAUCCAUGUCGUUAUUGCCUUUGAACCCAACCAUUUCAGCUCAUCAUGGCAUUUGCAAAUGAACUCCUUCAUCUCUGGGCAAGAAAUUUCAGCUUUUUAUUAUUAUUUUAAAUAAGAAAAAAGCAAAAGGCUCUCUUUUCAAAA
This is a messenger RNA of Musa acuminata subsp. malaccensis (wild Malaysian banana), 779 nucleotides long. Its product is annotated as HVA22-like protein f. The record is from RefSeq and is a predicted model, not a curated record. Lineage: Eukaryota; Viridiplantae; Streptophyta; Magnoliopsida; Zingiberales; Musaceae.